AUGAUUCCAGUCACUGAAUUGCGCUACUUUGCUGACACUCAGCCAGCCUACCGCAUCCUGAAGCCAUGGUGGGACGUCUUCACAGACUACAUUUCCAUAGUGAUGCUGAUGAUUGCGGUGUUCGGAGGGACGCUUCAGGUCACCCAGGACAAAAUGAUUUGUUUGCCCUGUAAAUGGGUUACCAAAGACUCUUGCAAUGACUCAGUCAGAGGUUGGACAGCUGUAACCCCAGAGCGUACCUACUAUAAUUCUAGUCUUGUUCCCUCUACUGAUACAGGGCCUACAGGGAUCCGAUAUGAUUUGGACCGGCACCAGUAUAACUAUGUGGAUGCGGUGUGCUAUGAGAACCGUCUUCACUGGUUUGCCAAGUAUUUUCCUUAUCUGGUGCUGCUACACACUCUCAUUUUCCUGGCUUGUAGCAACUUUUGGUUCAAAUUCCCAAGGACCAGCUCCAAGCUGGAGCAUUUUGUGUCUAUUUUGCUUAAGUGUUUUGACUCUCCGUGGACAACGAGAGCAUUAUCUGAGACAGUGGUGGAAGAGAGUGAUACCAAGCCAGCGUUUGGGAAAAUGAAUGGCUCCAUGGACAAGAAAUCCUCCACGGUCAGUGAGGAUGUGGAAGCCACUGUUCCCAUGCUGCAGAGAACAAAGUCUCGCAUUGAGCAAGGGAUUGUGGACCGGUCUGAGACUGGCGUCUUGGACAAAAAAGAGGGUGAACAGGCCAAAGCACUUUUUGAGAAAGUGAAAAAGUUCCGCACGCAUGUGGAAGAGGGAGAUAUAGUUUAUCGCCUGUACAUGAGACAGACCAUCAUCAAAGUGAUCAAGUUCAUUCUCAUCAUCUGCUAUACUGUAUACUAUGUCAACAACAUCACGUUUGAUGUUGACUGUAAAGUGGACAUUGAGAGCUUGACUGGCUACAGGAUGUACCGCUGUGCUCAUCCUUUGGCUACUCUCUUCAAAAUCUUGGCAUCUUUCUACAUCAGCCUGGUGAUAUUCUAUGGCUUGAUCUGCAUGUACACACUCUGGUGGAUGCUGAGGCGAUCACUCAAGAAAUACUCCUUUGAGUCUAUCCGGGAGGAGAGCAGUUACAGUGACAUUCCUGAUGUGAAAAACGACUUUGCUUUUAUGCUCCACCUGAUUGAUCAGUAUGACCCCCUGUACUCCAAGCGCUUUGCUGUCUUUCUGUCGGAGGUGAGUGAGAACAAACUGCGGCAGCUGAACCUCAACAACGAGUGGACUUUGGAGAAGCUGCGCCAGAGGAUCACCAAGAACUCCCAGGAUAAGCUGGAGCUGCAUCUCUUCAUGCUGAGUGGCAUUCCCCUCAUUGAGCUGGAGGUCUUGAAGCUGGAGCUUAUCCCUGAUGUCACUAUUCCCCCAAGCAUUGCUCAGCUCACCAGCCUUAAGGAACUGUGGCUCUACCACACAGCUGCCAAAAUUGAGGCUCCAGCCCUUGCCUUCUUGAGGGAGAAUCUGAAAUCUCUCCACAUCAAGUUCACAGACAUCAAGGAGAUUCCUCUUUGGAUUUAUAGCCUGAAGACACUGGAGGAGCUUCAUCUGACAGGGAAUUUGAGUGCCGAGAACAACCGGUACAUUGUGAUAGAUGGGUUGAGGGAGCUGAAGAGGCUGAAGGUGUUAAGGCUGAAGAGUAACCUGACCAAGCUGCCCCAGGUGGUGACGGAUGUUGGUGUGCAUCUUCAGAAGCUUUCCAUCAACAAUGAGGGCACCAAGCUCAUUGUUCUCAACAGCCUUAAGAAAAUGGUCAACUUGACGGAGCUUGAGCUGAUCCGCUGUGACUUGGAACGCAUCCCUCACUCUAUCUUUAGCCUCCACAACCUGCAGGAGAUAGACCUGAAGGACAAUAACCUAAAGACCAUUGAGGAAAUCAUCAGCUUCCAGCACUUACAUCGUCUCACUUGCCUUAAGUUGUGGUACAACCACAUUGCCUACAUCCCCAUGCAGAUAGGCAACCUAACCAAUUUAGAGCGCCUUUACCUGAAUCGUAACAAGAUAGAGAAGAUCCCUACCCAGCUCUUCUAUUGUCGAAAACUUCGGUACUUGGAUCUCAGCCACAACAACCUGACUUUCAUACCGCCAGACGUUGGACUUCUUCAAAACCUGCAGAAUCUAGCAGUGACAGCCAACAGGAUUGAGAGUCUCCCACCAGAGCUGUUCCAGUGCAGGAAGCUGAGAACCUUGAACCUGGGAAACAAUGUGCUGCAGUCACUUCCAUCCCGGGUUGGAGAGCUGACCAAUCUGUCGCAGAUAGAGCUACGAGGGAACCGCUUGGAGUGCCUGCCUGUGGAGCUGGGAGAGUGUCCUCUGCUGAAACGCAGUGGGCUUGUGGUGGAGGAGGACCUGUUCAACACGCUGCCCUUGGAAGUCAAAGAACGGCUGUGGAGGGCAGACAAAGAGCAAGCUUGAGCCCCUGAGAAAAGGCAAAAGCCUCUGACCAACUAGAAGGAAACAAAAGGCCAUUCCAGUCCCUUUUCCCCAGAUCCUUCCCUUUCUCCCCUCCGAUCACUACCAGACUAGCCAAGGAGUCCCUGAACAAACAUGACUCUGAAUGAGGCAGCUUCUUGCAUCAGCUGCAGUAUGGGGGAAGCUUGGGAUCAGAACAAGGAUCACGACAGAUCAG
Molecule: messenger RNA, 2632 nt
Organism: Mesitornis unicolor (brown roatelo)
Lineage: Eukaryota; Metazoa; Chordata; Aves; Mesitornithiformes; Mesitornithidae
Gene: LRRC8A
Product: leucine rich repeat containing 8 family, member A
Molecular function (GO): protein binding
Source: RefSeq, a predicted model, not a curated record